CAAAUGGCAUCGCGUGAAAAUGACAGUCGUUCUGUGUAUGAACCGUAAAGAAAGCAAUUUUAAUGACAAAUUAAAUGUGUUUAGCUAAACAUAAUAAUUUCAUUAAAUGGAAAACGUUUCCAAAAAACGAAGUGGGGGAAAGAUAACCUUGUAAAACAGAUGCGGGACGCUAUUAUUACGACCCAAAACAAAACCUAUCAGAUGUUCAUGAUGUGCCAGUGAUAACAUUAUUUGUGUUUCUAUAAAAGGUGUUUGUAUUUUGUAAAAAUGACGGACAAUAAAGCUGUCGUCAUGGCGCCUACAAACGGUUUGCUGGACAAGUCUAAGGAACUCCAAAAGGAGAUCCUUAUGGAGAAGCUGAGGUCCAAAACAUCACAGUUUAAAAAUUUGACUGAAACUUCUAAAGCAGUGAGAAUGGCUUUACUGGAUAAAAGAUGGGCAGUUGACAGUGCAGACAGGAUGACCCUUCAAAAAUGCCUGGACAGCCUACAGCACUGCAUCAAAGUUGGCUCGCUACAGAGCCUCAUAGAGAGGCUUGAAUGCUUGGCACGCCAGCUGGGACUCAAGUUUGUGGUGGGCACAACUGGUGUUAAUCUGUUCAUAUCAUCAGAUAUGUUUUAUUUGGAAAUACUGGUGGAGUCUUCAGGAUCAGUAAAAGAUGUUAAGAUCCAUCAUGAGGGCAGGAUUGAACAACAAAGUUGUGAGGAGCUGGUAUCUUGUAUAUCACGUGGAGACUUUGCAGACUUCACAGCACAGUUGGAAGGCCUUACUGCUGUUUACCAACUGAAUGCUGAAAAGAAAGUUAAAUGCAAGGCUUUUAGUGCUCUGCAGAGCCUAGAAGAAGAUUUAUGCACCAUGCGGCAGUUGCAAACCUUCAUCAAAGACCCAUGGGCACAGGUCCACAAAAGUCCAAUAGGAUUUCUACAAAAACGAAGAGGAGGUCAUGCAAUGCGACUUACAUACUUUGUGUCUCCGUAUGAACUGUUGGAUAAAGAAAAAGGACUUCAACCACUCACAGCAGAGCUCCUGACCAUUGGCAAACCAACAGUGUCCAGUGGUCUAGCUUCACUGGUCGCUCCAUCUCACACCCCUAUUGGCCACUCAGCAACAGUGCUUUUAGAGGGAUCUACUGCCAACAAAUUGCAACUGUCACCAAUUAUAUCAGGUGGCCAGAGACCAGGGAAAGGGAACGGCCCAGUAUACGCUCAGUUGCUGGUGCCGCAGAACAGCGCGAUGUUGCCGGCCUGCUUCACGCUCAAGCUGUCUCAGCCGACGCCGCUUUGCGCCGGACUCGCCAAGCUAAUACAUGCAACUACUGAGGUGGAAGUCGCUGGUGAUUGGGCAAACGCUAAACCCAUGCUGGGUUUAGUGGCACAGCAAGCCUAUAACAAGCUUACUCCUGGGAAAAAUGUGGAGCUAAAUUUGAAUAAAGGAUUAUUUGUUAGCCUGCCAGACCAGACCCAGUGCUACUUUUUCUGCGAGCGGCGCGGUCUUGAAGGUUGCGUGGUGCACAGCAUCCCGUUCACGCACCCGUCGCACGUGCCGCCGCUGCUGGCGUGUCUUCGGCAGCAGGCUCUCUUCACCGACUUGCUCAGCAGCUGCGUGCGACAUCACAACAAACAAGCGGUGGACCUAGAAAGUGUGCUGAUGUUCGAAGUGAGCGCACUCUCCUGGCAACACAUAUCCAUCUCUCUGGAGCAUCCUCUAGAAGAGAGCAUGGCCACCGUGGAACUGGACCUGUCGGACCCGGCCGCGCCCCGGGCCGCACUGCACACGCUCAACUGCCAGUCCAGGGAACAUGUGGACGAGUACAUCACUAGGGUACUGCAGAAGAGUCACUCUAUACCUAUAACGCUGCGAUCGCUGGUCAAGAUAUGGGAGCGCGAGGCGGCCACGAAGCAGAUGAACGGCGGCUACUCGGCGUUAGAGUCGAAUUUUAGCUGCGGCCUGGGGGGCAUGGAGCCCGGCGCGGACCUCAAACCUGAGCCCGCCGGACACGUGACCGGCCGCGGCCACUACCCCUCCAACGGCAACCACAGAGGCUCGUACCUAUCUGAUCAGCAACACCAUCUCUCAAUGAUGUGCCAAGACUCUUCGUCUGGCGACGUGAAACCCCAAAUAAUGGAAGAGCGGAAAUCAAAAAAGCGGAAAUCCGACACCGACGUCUGGCCCGGCCAGAAGAAAGGAAAGCCCGGCCUUAGCGACAUGGCGGAUUCAGAGAGCGAGAGUGACAACUCCGAAUAUGUCAACGAAGAUGAUAAUACUAUGAAUAGCAACUCCACAAAUGAAGAUGUGGAAGGUAGGGAGUCGUCGGUGUCGCAGAACGAAUUCGCGUCGGAUCUGGAACUUUCUGGGAUGGACGCCACGGAUGCUAUCGGAGGGCAAGACAAUCGGGCUUCCUCCGACAUGGACAACUCUAACGAUGGAGACGUCGAAGAUAUGAUGAGGAAUUCUUUUCAGAAGUCUGAGCACAAAAGGCAAAAGCUUAAAAACAAAGAAGAAGUACGAAGUAGAAGUACAUCCUCAUUGCUAUUAGAUCUAACCGAAGGUAAAUCGUAUAUGCCUUCCUCCGUCAGCAUAACGCCCAUCGGCUCCAACACUUCUUCUGGCGCGUCCUCGGGGUCCAACAUAUCAUCAAUGUUAUGCCUGGACCGCCGCCCCGGGAUCGAGAUCAUCCCCAUCUCUUCCUCGGCGCCGGCAGCCCUGCCAAGCUCUAUAACCAUCACCCCUAUCACUUCCUCCCAAAUCAAAUCUCUCGACGACCGCAACAGAUCCGAAAAGAAAUCCAGCAAGUCUGGUGAAGAACGCAGCAAGGAGAAAAAGAAGAAAAGGCGCAGGGACGACUCCAUGGGCCCCCCGGAGAAGGUGCCUCCCAAGCAAGACCCGUUGACGAAGCCCGUCUCGGUCAGCAUAAAGCCGACGGACGGGGCGCCCAUGCGGCCGGCCUCGCCGACGUCGCUGCUGCGGAAGUUCAGCCCGAGCCCCACGCCCGGGCGGCCCGCGGCCAGCCCCGCCAAGGGCAAGCCGGGCGCGCUCCACGGCAGCCCGCGGCACUCGCCCGUGCAGAACAGCCCGAAGCACUUGCCCGGCUACUCGAGCCCUAAAAACCACAGCAUCUCCUCGCCCAAACACAGCUCCUCGGGAUCAGGAAAGCCCAGCAUGUCCACUCUCAAGUCGGCGACCAGCGGCUCCCCUUCGGGAAAAUCCGGUACGACCGGCUACGACCUAACAAAAAAGUUAACAAAAGACAGUUACGGCAGCAGUUCGUCGACUUCUAGAGACAAAGAAAAAAAACAUUCCGGUUUAUCUUUUUCUAGUUCCGGCAGGAGUAGUCCGAAGCUGAAAACACCAGUUAAACUAAAACAAUUAGAGAUUACUCCCGUCUCCUGUGAUAGUCCGGUCACCGAGCCUUUGAUAUCGCCACCAAAUGUGGAAGUGAACAAAUCCAACGCUCCGAGUCAGGCUCGAAAUCGUAAGGGUUCACUUAGCGCUGUGAUAGACAAACUGAAGUCCGCUCAACACUGCGGAGCUGAUGCCGAAUCGAGCGGAACCAAGUCUAGCAGCUCAUCAGGUAGUUCAAACAAAUUUUCUGAUCCAAAAAACGGUAGCGUCAAAGUUGAUAGUAAGAAUCAAGAAUAUAUGGUAAAACCUAGUUCGGACGGUAUGAAGAUAACUAUUAACAAAACAAGGACAAAAGAGUCCUCCAGUAGCAGUUCCAAACUGAAUUACAGUAGCUCCAGUUCGAGUAAACAAUCGUCACCUCAGCUCACCCCACCGAGUCAAGGUUCGCCUAAGACGCACACGGGUCUGAAACCUGGUGUAAUAAGCGGGCCUGCCUCCAAAAAAACCCAAGCGAUGCAGUCUUCAAAGUCUGCUAGUAGUGUUAGUUCUGCGUCCACGCCGCCGAAAACAAACGCGGGCCCUUCAGAAUCAGGCAGUAGCAACUUGCCGAAAGUGCCUUAUUCAAAAUCUUCGUCCAGCAGCGCCGGGAUCAAUUUAUCAAAAUCAGCUUCGAAGACCAGUUCAGGCUCGCCAAAAAGCAGCAGUUCAGACCUUACUAAGAUAAUUAGAGAUAGGGAGAGAGAAAAAGUUAGAACCAAACUCAAUACUGAAAAAUCGUCAAAUAUAUUCUCAUCAAAAUCAGAAAGGCAUUCGAGUCCCAGUAGUUCACGAGACGAAGUGGACGCUGAUAGAUUCAAAGCCGCAGCUAAAGAUGCCAACUUUCUGAUGGAAGGUCUGAUGAAACCGCUCGAUACGAGCAAAUUUCAAAUUCCUAAACUAAAGAACCAGAGUACGACUGACAAAAACAAUCCAGUAUCGCAAUACGACAGUCGAUCUAUGGUUAAUGAUUUCUCGAGGACUAUGGACCAAAACAAAUACCCGUAUGCCCAUUACGAUAACUCUAACGCCAGAAAUGCUGACUUGCAAAAGUCAUCCUAUCCUUUGAACGUGCCAAAGCCAUUGCUAAACAUGGGCGGCAUAAGCCCGAAAACCGUUCCACCUAACAAAGGGGACCAAACCGAUAGGCCUUUAGAAUUUACAAAAGCCAUGGCAGAGAGUUUGAAAAGUGAAAGCCCACAACGCGGUAAAGAUGACGCGAAAGAAUACUCCGGUUCAUACCCUCUGAUGCCUCUAGAUUUUAAAACUGAUUUGAUAAAGGGGUUUCCAGCGCCUAAAGGCAGUUCGGAAGAUAGGAAGGGGGCAGAUGCGUGUAUGAAACCUCCGGCGAGUGGGUCGGUGGCCCGGAGCGGGGCUACCACUCCGCAGGAGGCUGCCGAAAUGUUGUUGGAUUUCUCAUCGUCAUCUGGCAGCAAAGUGUCGGGGAUGGUGGCGGUGCGGUCCAUGUACCCGCCGUCGCCGGCGCUGGGGCUGCAGCUGACGAAGAGCCCCGCCCCCUCGCCGCUGGUGGUGGCCCCCUCCCCGCACUCCAACUCCCCGGGGAUCACAGACGAUGAACUGAUGGAUGAAGCCCUCGUAGGCCCCGGGAAAUGAGUGAAAAUGCUAAAUACACGCGCAAAAUAUCUCCUGACUGACUUAAGAUGUAACUAUCUUAAGAGAAACUUUUAAUUAAUAUCGUCAAUUAGGGAACAUAAUAUUAUUUUAGUUACUCAUUUCUUAAAAAUGACAAUUUAUACAGUAUGAACUGUAAAAUUUAUUUUUCAUUAAAAUACCCUCUAAUCGAAUUUGGGAUAAAUACGAAGCGUACAGUUUACCUUUAGUAAUACGAUAAUUCCAAUUAUUUAUAAAAUACUAAAAUAUUUAUGUAUUACGCAAAACGUUAAUUAGUCAUCUUGUUUGUCAUUAGAUGUUAUUUGAUCGUGUAUAAUGUUUUGAUGACCACAUGAUCUGACAAUUUGUGAUCUAUUUGUGUACACUCUGCAAUCGUAUUUAAUAAUAAUGUGUCAUCAAACCUUUUUCAUUCAAGAUGUAAGGAGGCACGGAUAAAAUAUCAUACAAUGGGAUUAUAAUCACUCAACUGCCAUGUGUGUGUAAAGCAUAAAAUUCGUGUACAACUUUGUGUAUGUAGUCCUAUAUUUAAGAAGAGUAGGGAUAGUGAACAAAAUAAUUUUUCAAUCACUGUAAAUAUAAUGAAAUGAUAAUAUAUGUAAUUAUAAAUUAAUUGGUAAGGAAUUUAUGCUUAUGAUUGC
Messenger RNA from Amyelois transitella, 5648 nucleotides. It is a transcript of the gene MED1, whose product is annotated as mediator of RNA polymerase II transcription subunit 1. Lineage: Eukaryota; Metazoa; Arthropoda; Insecta; Lepidoptera; Pyralidae. The transcript is spliced from 13 exons. The coding region runs from base 268 to 4992 and encodes 1574 amino acids. Gene Ontology annotation, cellular component: mediator complex. Gene Ontology annotation, biological process: regulation of transcription by RNA polymerase II. Gene Ontology annotation, molecular function: transcription coregulator activity. The record is from RefSeq and is a predicted model, not a curated record.